Messenger RNA from Acipenser ruthenus (sterlet), 2975 nucleotides. RefSeq names its product nuclear receptor subfamily 0 group B member 1-like. The record is from RefSeq and is a predicted model, not a curated record. Gene Ontology annotation, cellular component: cytoplasm; nucleus. Gene Ontology annotation, molecular function: transcription factor binding; transcription corepressor activity. The transcript has 2 exons. Gene Ontology annotation, biological process: negative regulation of transcription by RNA polymerase II. Bases 251 to 1030 code for a protein of 259 amino acids. Lineage: Eukaryota; Metazoa; Chordata; Actinopteri; Acipenseriformes; Acipenseridae.
AAUAUACAAGAGCUGUAGAAAACACGCUGUCCAAGUUUCUUUUAUUUAGCAGUUCACCGGCUCCCUCUAUGUGCGUCAUUGCGCAGGACUCGAGGGUGUGUGUCUGAGAAUAAUAAUAAUAAAAAAAUACUCCUACCCCAGUUCAUAUAGAUGGGAGGAUCGAAGUAUAAAUAUCUUCUGCUUGUCAGACUCACACAACUAAGAAACACCAGCAUCAAAACACUGUAAAAACGGGAGCUUGCAAAACACGAUGGCUUGCUAUGACGGCUGUCAGUGCAGCAAUGACAGGAAGCAAAGCAGUAUCCUCUACAGCAUUUUAAAAAACAACAACCACGCGCAACUACGCAGACAUCAGGGGACCAUCCAGCGAGGUUGUUCCUGUGGGUCAAAGAAGAAAGUAGCCCUGAGAUUCCCGCAGUUGACCUGCAAAACUGCCUCUGCUGUUUUAGGAAAGACGCUGAAGUUUAUGAAGAACUUGCCUUGUUUUCAGGAACUACCAGUGCAUGAUCAGCUGGCUUUGGUCAGGAGUUGCUGGUCACCACUUUUAAUGCUUGGUUUGGCACAGGACAGAGUUGACUUUGAGACCACGGAGACCCUAGAGCCCAGUAUGUUACAGAGGAUUUUAACUAGCGGGCAGGAGGAGCCAGGAGACACGCACCGGCAAAAUGAUCUACAGCUUUCAACGGCAGAGAUCCAGGGCAUUAAAGCCUUUCUAGAAAAGUGUUGGGCGCUGGAUAUAAGUACCAAGGAAUAUGCUUACCUGAAAGGGGCCGUUCUUUUUAAUCCAGAUCUACCAGGGCUGCACUGUCUUCAUUAUAUCCACUGUCUACAAAGUGAAGCACAGCAAGCACUAAAUGAAUAUGUAAAGAUUAUUCACAGAGAAGACCUUACAAGAUUUGCCAAACUGAUGGUUGCACUUUCCAUGCUGAGACCCAUUAAUGCGAAUGUCAUUGCAGAACUGUUCUUUAGACCCAUCAUUGGUGCAGUCAACAUGGAUGACCUAUUGCUGGAGGUGUUCUAUGACAAAUAACAGCAUUAUUACUGAACAGUAACGAAGUACACUUAAAAACAACUGCAACCUAUCUUAAAACGAACAGAGUCAUGUGUUGAUGAAAGUAUGCAGAAAAACUGUUUGUGUUCAAAGACAGUACAGUUUGUGCUACAAUAUAACACAUUCAAUGCUGUCCUUAAUCAAGAAUUUGUAACACACGGUGUGUAUCUCUUAAUCCAAAUAUUUCUGGGACAGAUCUAUUAAGAACUUUAAGUUCAACUUGCACAGAGUUUUUUUGUGAAAAAAAAGUUACAGACCAGUGACUGAAUUAGCUUUUUGAAGUAAAAUAAUUCUGUGUUUAUUUUCAAAGGUUUUUACAUUGAAAUGGGGGUAUAUUCACUUCAAAUAACUGCACAUUGCUUAACUUAUUUGUUUUUAAACAUACAUUAUUUUUGUAUAAGUUAUAUAAUAAUAAAAAAGAAAGCUAUUUUUUUUUAGACAUUUGCAGUGUAUUUGUAAAACACGAAUCUCUAAAUAUUUGGUCGAAAUGUAAAAACAAAUUGAUAAUUUUAGAAAUCAUGCAGUCGUCACUGACUAUGCAGUCAAGCAGCUGUCGUGCCUACAUUUAGUUAUAUCUUUUUAUGAUAUAAAUUCAAAGAUACUUAUUGAAUUUAAUUUACUGUAUAUAUGCAUUUUAUUACCUUCAAUAUUAAGCUAUAAGACUUUCAUACUGUCCCUGGCAAUACUCCCUCCUUGAAGGUAAAGAUUGAAUCAAUCAGACUGAACGGCAGCAUCUAGUGGCCAUUUUUUAUUAUUGGUAUUAAGAUUUGUUGUUUUUGAAAUGUUCAUAUCUACAAGUUCCUAUUAUUAAUGCUUGUGGCCAUAAAUCUAGGUUACUGUUAGUGCAGAACCAUAUGGUUCCUUUCACUGGAAUCCUGUGUGUAAGUCAUGUAAGUAACCAACAUCACAUUCUGAAGUACAAAGGUUUUAUAUAACAGCUCCAGUAUAACACCAAAGGCUUCUAAAACAAUCCCCACUAUUGCUACCCCAAUUCUACCCCAGUUCUUGAAUUCAUCACCCAAAGUGUGAAUCCAAUUUUUCUCACCCCCUACCUCACCUAACCACACCCCUUACAAUACAGAAUCAGGGCUGACAAUAGUCCUUGCGCUGUACUAUUGCUGAGUUUGAUACCAAAAACUGACCCAGCAAUGUAUUUUUAGUAAUGUUACUACUGUAUUCCUGAGGAAGAAAUGGGGCUGCAGCGGGGUUUGAUUUAAUCCAGGCCACAGUAAACUGUCUUUACCCUAUUUUGAAUCAAAUGCCAGGGUCUAUUUUCUAAAAGGACUGACAUAAUUGUAGCAGUAAAUAAAAUAACACAAGCAGUUGCAUCACUGUUAUGAGUAGUUUUUUGACCGUUUUAUACAACUGAAAUUAUGGUAACACUUUAUUUGAAUUGGACACCUUCAUCAGGCUACAUAACACUUUAUAUCUAUGCAUAAUUCUCCAUCAUCACUUUGACAACUGACAUAAUGUGCAUAUAAGUAUUCUUAACAUUUGUUAGAAACCAAAAGCACAGUACUGCAAUUGAACAUGUCUGUGACAUUGGUAUUAGCACUAUUACAGGCAUUUUUCAGAUAUUGAUUAUUAAAUAAUGAAAUUAAUUUUGCAGCAUUAUAGUAGCAAAAGUUUAUACUUCAUGGCAUCAAUGUUUUCUGACAUAGCUGACACUGACUCAUAGAGAAGGCAUUGCAGUUCCUUUUCCAAAUCUGCUCUUUAAACCCUACUCCAUUUAACCUGAUUAGCUGCAACAUCUUAAAAGAUUACAACAUUCAAUGUGACCCAACCAGGGAAGUCGUUCUGUGUUCAUUGUUACAUGCUGUUACAUUGAAAUUGAGGUAUAUUCACUUCAAAGAACUCUGCAUUAGCUGAUUUGGUUUUAAAAUAUUAAAAGUUAAAUAAUAAAGAAAACUAUUCUUGAUCUUUA